Molecule: messenger RNA, 1059 nt
Organism: Penicillium malachiteum
Lineage: Eukaryota; Fungi; Ascomycota; Eurotiomycetes; Eurotiales; Aspergillaceae
Product: zinc-dependent alcohol dehydrogenase
Exons: 3
Coding region: 1-1059 (352 amino acids)
Molecular function (GO): oxidoreductase activity; zinc ion binding
Source: RefSeq, a predicted model, not a curated record
AUGACCUCCAUUCCCAAUCAACAGCAAGCUGCAGUGGUGCAAGAACCCGGUGACAAUUUCAAGAUCCAGCUUCAUGACGAUGUUCCGGUAGGGACUCCAGGCCCCGAGGAGAUCCUCGUCAAGCUCACAUGCACGGGUCUUUGUCACUCUGAAGUUCGAGCUGUUCUAGCUUGGAGUUCAUAUCAAUCAAUCAUCGGCCAUGAAGGUGUAGGGACAGUAGUGAAGACUGGUGCAAAUGUUUCCCCAUCUUUACUAGGUCAGCGUGUAGGAGUCAAAUGGCUCUACAAUGCCUGCUCUAAUUGCUCUCUCUGUAAAAGGGGCUUUCAUCAUAACUGCCCCAAUCAAGUGAAUACUAGCCGACAUGUUCCUGGCACUUUACAGCAAUAUGCUAUUGCGGAUGCCCGUUUCAUCACGAGGAUUCCAGAAGGACUCAGCGAUGAGACUGCAGCACCACUUCUAUGUGCUGGCCUCACCAUGAUGGGUGCUCUUAAACAUUUGGACACGGAGCUUCACCCUGGCGAUUGGAUUGUGAUCUCUGGAUCCGGUGGAGGACUGGGUCAUCUUGGUGUGCAGAUUGCUGCCCGCGUCAAGAAGCUUCGAGUCAUUGCGAUUGACAGCGGGGAGGAUAAGAGAAAACUGAGUCUAGAAUCUGGGGCCGAAGUCUUUCUGGAUUUCAAAACCGAAGAUGUUGCAGCUCAAGUGUUGAAAUUGACGGGAGAAGGCGCUCACGCAACUAUAGUCGUCCCCGGAACUAAGGAGGCCUUACAGAUGGCACCAUUGGUAGUUCGAAACAUGGCAACAAUUGUUUGCGUGGGAUUACCACCUAAUCAAAUGGAUAUUCCUGUCUCUGCAACUCUGUGUGCCGCUCGAGGACUCACGAUCAAGGGCUCAUCGGUUGGAACGGAAGCUCAAUUGCAAGAUUUGCUGCAACUUGCUUCAGAUGGAGUCAUUACACCGGCAGUCGAAGUAUUUGACUUCCCUGAAGUCCCUCGACUCAUCGAUCAACUUAUCAAAGAUGAAAUUAUAGGUCGGGCAGUAGUGAGGAUUCCAGCUAAUUGA